Molecule: messenger RNA, 1878 nt
Organism: Solanum pennellii
Lineage: Eukaryota; Viridiplantae; Streptophyta; Magnoliopsida; Solanales; Solanaceae
Exons: 2
Coding region: 151-1563 (470 amino acids)
Source: RefSeq, a predicted model, not a curated record
AUUGUGUUUCUUCUUCUUCGAAUGUCUCCUGAUUUCUUUCUUAAUUAAAAAAAAAAAAAACUCCGGCGGUUCAGUUACCGGAAAAUCUAUAAUUCUUUGCCGGAGAACAGAAUUUGUAUUUUUUUUAAAAUUGUAGUUUUUUUUCCAAGGAUGAGUAGCGUACAGAAUACUGUAGAUACUGUAAAUGCUGCCGCUUCGGCUAUAGUUAAUGCAGAGAGUAGAGUUCAACCGUCUACAGUUCAGAAGAGAAGAUGGGGAAGCUGCUGGAGUCUAUACUGGUGUUUUGGUUCUCACAAGCACAGCAAAAGAAUUGGUCAUGCCGUCCUUGUUCCUGAACCUGUAGCACCUGGACCUGCUGUUCCAGUUACUGAAAAUCCAAACCACUCAGCCACCAUUGUAAUUCCUUUUAUAGCUCCUCCUUCUUCUCCUGCAUCCUUUCUUCCAUCUGAUCCUCCUUCUGCAACCCAGUCACCCGCUGGAUUACUCUCUCUCAAAGCCCUCUCUAUCAAUGCAUAUUCUCCCGGUGGGACUGCGUCUAUUUUUGCAAUUGGUCCCUAUGCUCAUGAAACACAGUUAGUUUCCCCACCUGUUUUCUCUACCUUCACUACUGAACCAUCUACUGCUAAUUUUACUCCCCCACCUGAGCCGGUGCAUAUGACAACUCCACCUUCACCAGAAGUGCCUUUUGCGCAGCUUUUGACAUCAUCACUGGCCCGCAACAGAAGAUACAGUGGGUCCAAUUAUAAGUUCCCGCUGUCCCAGUAUGAGUUUGUGCCUUAUCAAGAUCCAGGAAGUCCAGGUAGUAAUCUAAUAUCUCCUGGUUCAGUAGUAUCAAAUUCUGGUACCUCCUCACCUUUCCCUGGAAAAUGCCCUAUUAUUGAGUUUCGUAAGGGGGAGCCUCCGAAAUUUCUUGGUUAUGAACAUUUCUCCACUCGCAAAUGGGGUUCAAGGGUUGGCUCAGGAUCAUUAACGCCAAGUGGCUGGGGCUCUAGGCUAGGUUCUGGAACUCUGACCCCGAACGGUGGAAUUUCAAGGCUAGGUUCUGGUACUGUGACUCCAAAUGGUGGGGAACCUCCUUCCCGAGAUAGUUACCUAUUGGAGAACCAAAUCUCCGAGGUAGCAUCUCUUGCCAAUUCUGAUAAUGGUUCUGAAAUUGGGGAAGGUGUAAUUGAUCACAGAGUUUCAUUUGAAUUAACUGGAGAAGAUGUCCCGAGUUGUAGAGAAAAGGAGCCCGUCAUGUCGCAUUCUCAACCAACUCUUCCAAUGGAUGUGUCCAAUUUGUUAGCCAGUGAAAUGAAAAGUGGUAGCUCUAUGGCCGAAGAAAAAACAUAUGGAUCGCCUAGGAAAGCUUCAGAAAGUGGGGAAGAUGAAUGCCAUAGAAAGCACCGGAAUAUCACCUUUGGCUCAAGCAAAGAUUUUGAUUUUGACAAUGUGAAAAUAGAAGUCUUGGAGAAGGACAGUAUUGACUGUGAAUGGUGGACAAGUGACAAGGCUGCUGGGAAGGAAUCAGGUAUUCAAAACAACUGGACUUUCUUUCCUGUGUUGCAACCAGGAGUCAGCUAAGGUUAAAAAUCAAUGUUAAAACGCACCGACGUUACUGCUUCUGGUAAUAUAUAUAUAUAUAUAUAAGCAAGCUGGGAAUGCAAAUUUCAGGCAUAGAAAUCUAAUUGCAGCAAACUUAGCUUUAAAAUUGAAGAGUUGGACAGACUUGUGCAGUAAUUGGUGUUUAAUUUGGUGCUCAGAUAGUUGGUCGGUCACCUGAAAAUAUUCCUUUGAUAAAGGACUUUUGUAUACACCAUAGAAUAUGUUUUGAAAAAGAGAUGUAAAUGAUUAUUAUUUCUUGAAAAUGAGAAUUUCUCACUUGUUUAUGGUAUCAAA